AUGUCAAUGGAGAUUCUGGACGAUACUUCAAUUCGUAACCUUGGACUAGGGCGAUCAAUUUACGAAUUUCUGGAAUGUUGUUAAAUUUUGGUUCUGUAAAGAACAUUUAUAAAGAAAUGUUAUAAAUAUAAAUAUAAUUUUUAUUUACUAAAAAUGUUCUCAUGUGAUAUCGUAGCUAUGCCAAAUAAGUAUUCACGUUAUUUAGGAUCUAGUGUAAGGUAAAUUUUAUUAGUAUCUUUAUUAUUAGUCAACCUGAUUAACCAAGCUCUAGUCGUAUCAAGAAACCUAAUAGUAAAUUUAAACUAUUGAGUGUAAUAACAUUUAUAUGAUUAUUAGUUACAUACAAUUAAAAAGGAUGAGAUCAAGAACUUUUAUCAUCAUAGUUCCAUAUACAAUAUAAAAGAAUAUAAAGAUUUAAUAAAAUCACCUGUCUUUUUGUAUCACUGAUUCUAAACUAAGUUUAGCUUUGAAAGCAAUACCACUAAAUUAACAGAUUUAUAGACCAGAGUCUUAAUUACAGAUUUUUAAAGGAAAGUUGCUGCCUAUCUCCUUAAUAAAAAAUUAUCCAAUAGUAAAAAUAUGAGAAAGUAUUAUGCUGAACUUAAGGCAGCAUGUUAAUAGAAAGAAUUUGAAUCUUAGUAAAUUAUACUCCAUACUUAACCAUAAGAUAAUCAUAACAAGGUUGAAUGUAAAAUAUUAUUAUAAAUUAAUAAAUAGAAUAAGAAAUUGGUAUUGAAAUUAUGUUGAUGGAUAAUAAUAAGAUAAUUGGUAAAUAAGUUAUUCCAAAUGAAAGAAUUUAAAAUAGAUUAUUAAAAUAUAUGGAUAAAUAUUUGAAUGAUGAUCAAAUUGAUUAUGAAACAAAGUAUUAAAUAUACUUAUAUUUAUAAGAAUACAUUUUAUGACUCAAUAAUACUCUGAAAUUGUUAAGAAGAUUAAAACUAAAGCAUUCAAAAUAAAAGUACCUGAAAAUUAUACUUAAUAAAUGAUUGAUGAAUAUGCUCAAAUAAGUGAUAAAAAAAAGAGAGAAUAAUUUGAUCAAUAAUUUGAUUAAUUAGCUGAUCAAAUUAUACAAACUAUUCAUUAAAGUUCUGAAACUAUAUCAUCUUAAAAGGUGUCUUAAACAGAUCUAUAAAAUUUAGAUGAAGAUAUAUAAAUAAAUAUGAAAACAUAAGUAUUAACAGAAUAAUUAUAAUAAUCUGUUGAAUAUUAGGAAGAUUUUGAAGAAGAAUUAAAUAAAAAUCAAAGGAAAUUUAAAAAGAUUAUCAAAUAUGAUACUUCAAAUAAAAAUUCAAUAAAAAAAUAAUCUAUUAGAAUAUAAAAUUAAUCAGAUCCUGAUUUAAUUUCAUCAUUACUUGAUUAAAAAGGUUCCAAUCCAUCAGAUAUGUCAUAAGAAUUAAUAAGAUCUAAAAAUAAAUAUAAAGGAUAUUUGGAUAAUAAUAAAAAUAAUUUAAAUACUGAUUAUGAUAAUUUAGUAAAUGAAUAAAAUUAAAAAUUAACUAAUUUUGUUGAUGAGAGAUAUAGAAUAAGAAACAUUUCUCGAAAUUAAUCAGGUUAAGUUGAAUAAAAAGAUUUAAUAGAUCUCGAUAAUUAAUAAAUCAAAACUGAUUAUUUAUAAUAAAAAGAUAAUAAAAUUCCAAGAAGAAUUUCAUAAUUUGAUAGUAAUGGUGUUAAAAACAAUUCAAAUAAUUAUUCUCAUUAAUAAAAUUCAUCCUUAAAUAUUUAUUCAAAUUAAGAAAACUCAAAAAAUAAAAAAAACACUAUUUAAGAUGAAAUAAGCUAAAAAAUUGAAUAAUAAUUAUAAUAGGUUUAAUCAGUAAUACAAAAAAAGAAAUUUGGAGUACUUGAUAAAUUAUUAGAUGCUCAAUCAGUUUUUGAUGUAGAUAUAUGUGUAAAUUAUAUUUAAUUUAUUAAGAGUUAGCUGAUUUCCCUUUGAAUAAAUCAACUUCUAAUAAUGGAUAAGAAGAUAAAUAAAUUUUUCAAUAAUUGUAACUUUUUAUAAUAUUUAAUUAGAUUUGCUUGGUAAAAAGAAAUAACUUAGAUAAUACCUAUUCUUAAUUAAUUGAAUAGAAAAUCAAUGGAAAAUGAAAGCAUCUAUGAGACUAAAUCAGGAAGUAGUGAUGAUAAUAAUUGA
Messenger RNA from Paramecium pentaurelia, 2131 nucleotides. NCBI's taxonomy places the organism in Eukaryota, Ciliophora, Oligohymenophorea, Peniculida, Parameciidae. The record is from the annotation of a GenBank genome assembly.